GUCGCAGCAGGGAGCGGCUGUGCGUUAAUCUUUAACAUCUACAUUAUAAAGUCAUAUGAAGUUUGUACUGCAAGGCUUUAUUGGAGGGUGUCACACAGAGGACUGAUGAAGAACCAGAGGAUUUAAUCCCAUUCUGAUCAGCAGAAAACAGCUCUUCUAUACAGACCGAGUCAAGAUGUUUAUAAUGAGGCUGGAGACAUUUACGAGAAGAAACUGAAAAACAGAUUCCUUUUGAGACAUAAAGAGUGAUAAUGAACCCGUCUGUCUUCUUCGGGUGACUGCAGGAUAGCACCAACAUGAGAAGGAACCAUCAGAAACCAGAUUCCCAUCAACCUGGACUUAAACCUGUAGCUGUACCUCCACAUGGACCUGGACCUGGACCUGGACCUGCACCUGGAAAGAGCCAUGUGUCCCCCAAGGCUGACCAGCCACAGGAACAUGAGGAAAGUUUUAAGAGAAAAGAUGUAUCUGCUGCAAAUUCCCAGCAGCAGAGGGAAACCUCGCCUGUCCCCAGCUGUGUGUCCAUGAAGAGUGACUGCUCUAACCCUCGUCUGGUUAACUUCAAAGAUAGACUCCGUUGUUUUGAACCAGUUUCCCAGCAGAGUAAAAAGUCACCUGUCCCCAGCUGUGUGUCCAUGAAGAGUGACUGCUCUAACCCUCGUCUGGUUAACUUCAAAGAUAAACUCCGUUCUGAUGAACCAGUUUCCCAGCAGCAGAGUAAAACGUCACCUGUACCCAGCUGUGUGUCCAUGAAGAGUGACUGCUCUAACCCUCGUCUGGUUAACUUCAAAGAUAAACUCCGUUCUGAUGAACCAGUUUCCCAGCAGCAGAGUAAAACGUCACCUGUACCCAGCUGUGUGUCCAUGAAGAGUGACUGCUCUAACCCUCGACUGGUUAACUUCAAAGAUAGACUCUGUUGUUUUGAACCAGUAUUGAACCAGAAAAGCUCAGACGUUCCCAGUGGUCAUUCUGCCAAGCAUCCAAAACAACUGGACUCUAUAUUUAUGCUGCUGGAGGAGAAUGUCGUCACUUUUGUGAAGAAAGAGCUUAAGAAGACCUGGCAGGCUCUGAGUUCAGAUCACCCAGAAAGUUUAGAGAGUCAGAGUGAGGACGAGGAGCUGUGGGACAGUGAGGAUGAAGAGCAGAGGAGGAGCCGCAGAGAGACAUUUCUGAUGAUCACUCUGCAUUUCUUAAAGAGAAUGAAGCAGGAGAAGCUGGCUGACUCUUUGCAAAGCAGAAGUCUUUCUGGAGUUUGUCAGCGUAAACUUAAAUCCAACCUGCAGAAGAAGUUCCAGUGUGUGUUUGAGGGCAUUGCUAAAGCAGGAAGCCCAACCCUUCUGAAUCAGAUCUACACAGAGCUGUACAUCACAGAGGGGGGGACUGCAGAGGUCAAUGAUGAACAUGAGGUCAGACAGAUUGAAACAGCAUCCAGGAAACCAGUCAGACCAGAACGAAUAGUCAAACAAGAAGAUAUCUUCAAACCCUCACCUGGAAGAGUUGCACCAAUCAGAACAGUGAUGACAAAGGGAGUGGCUGGCAUUGGGAAAACAGUCUUAACACAGAAGUUCACUCUGGACUGGGCUGAAGGCAAAGCCAACCAGAACAUAAAGUUCACAUUUCUGUUCACUUUCAGAGAGCUGAAUGUGCUGAAAGAGGAAAAGUACAGCUUGGUGGGACUUGUUAAUCACUUCUUUACCGAAACCAAAGACGCAGGAAUCUGCAGGUUACAACUGUUCCCGGUUGUGUUCAUCUUUGAUGGUCUGGACGAAUGUCGACUUCCUCUGGACUUCCACAAGAAUCAGAUCCUAACUGAUGUCACAGAGCCCACCUCAGUGGAUGUGCUGCUGACAAACCUCAUCAGGGGGAAUCUGCUUCCCUCUGCUCACCUCUGGAUAACCACACGACCUGCAGCAGCCAAUCAGAUCCCUCCUGAGUGUGUGGACAUGGUGACAGAGGUCCGAGGGUUCACUGACCCACAGAAGGAGGAGUACUUCAGUAAGAGAUUCACAGAUAAGGAGCAGGCAGCAACAAUCAUCUCCCACAUCAAGACCUCUCGAAGCCUCCACAUCAUGUGCCACAUCCCAGUCUUCUGCUGGAUCUCUGCUACAGUUCUGGAGGAGGUGUUGAAAACCAAAGAGGGACGAGAACUGCCCAAGACCCUAACAGAGAUGUACAUCCACUUCCUGGUGGUUCAGGCCAAAGUAAAGAACAUCAAGUAUGAUGGAGGAGCUGAGACAGAUCUAUAUUGGAGUCCAAAGAGCAGGAAAAUGAUCGAGUCCCUGGGAAAACUGGCUUUUGAGAAGUUGCAGGAAGGCAAGCUGAUCUUCUAUGAGUCUGAUCUGACAGAAUGUGGCAUCGAUAUCAGAGCAGCCUCAGUGUACUCAGGGGUGUUCACACAGGUCUUUAAAGAGGAGAGAGGACUGUGCCAGGACAAGGUGUUCUGCUUCGUACACCUGAGCGUUCAAGAGUUUCUGGCUGCUCUUCAUGUCCAUUUGACAUUCAUCAACUCUCAUGUCAACCUAAUGGCAGAAGAUCAAACAACUUCACAGAAUUCUGAAGUAAGACCUAGUAUAACACACCUUUACCAGAGCGCUGUGGACAAGGCCUUACAGAGUCCAAAUGGACACCUGGACUUGUUCCUCCGGUUCCUCCUAGGUCUUUCAUUGCAGACCAAUCAGACCAUCCUAGUAGACCUUCUGAAACAGACAGAAAGUAGCUUAGAGACCAAUCAAAAAACAGUCAAGUACAUCAAGAAGAAGAUAGAUGAGGAUCUGUCUCCAGAGAGAAGCAUCAAUCUCUUGCACUGUCUGAAUGAACUGAAUGACUGUUCUCUAGUGGAGCAGAUCCAACAGUUAGUGAGUUCAGGACCUUUCUCCAGAAAACAAUUCUCCCCUGCUCUGUGGUCAACUCUGGUGUACAUCUUACUUUCAUCAGACAAAGAUCUGGACGUGUUUGACCUGCAGAAAUACUCUGCCUUAGAGGAAGCUCUUCUGAAGCUGCUGCCAGUAAUCAAAGCCUCCAACAAAGCUCUACUGAAUGGCUGUGACCUCUCAAUGAGAUGCUGUGGAGCUCUGUCCUCAGUUCUCAGCUCACAGUCCUCUAGUCUGAGAGACCUGGACCUGAGUAACAACAAACUGCAGGAUUCAGGAGUGACGUUGCUGUCUGCUGGACUGCAGAGCCCCAACUGUGUUCUGGAAACUCUCAGACUGACUGUGUGUGACCUCUCAGAGAAGAGCUGUGAAGCUCUGUCCUCAGUUCUCAGCUCCCAGUCCUCUAGUCUGAGAGACGUGGACCUGAGUAACAAUGACCUGCAGGAUUCAGGAGUGAAGUGGCUGUCUGCUGGACUGGAGAGUCCACACUGUAUACUGGAAACGCUCAGGUUGUCAGGUUGUAUGGUCACAGAGGAAGGCUGUGCUUCUCUGGCUUCAGCUCUGAGCUCCAACCCCUCCCAUCUGAGAGAGCUGGACCUGAGCUACAAUCAUCCCGGAGAGUCAGGAGUGAAGCUGCUGAGUGCUGGACUGGAGGAUCCAAACUGGAGACUGGACACUCUGAGGGUCGUGCCUGGUGGAGUCCAAUGGUUGAGGAAAGGUCUGAGGAAGUAUUCCUGUGAACUCACAAUCGACACAAACACAGUACAAAGAAACCUCAAACUGUCAAAGAACAACAGGAAGUUGACCCACAUGACAGACGAGGAGUCAUAUCCUUAUCAUCCAGACAGAUUUGAUUUCUGGCCUCAGGUCAUGUGCACAAACGAUCUGAGUGGUCGCUGCUACUGGGAGGUCGAGUUGAGAGGAGGGGCUUCUAUAUCAGUGAGUUACAGAGGAAUCAGCAGAACAGGAGAUGGGGAUAAAUGCAGGUUUGGAGAGAAUGAUCAGUCCUGGAGUCUGGACUGCUUUGAUUGUCAUCCUUACACUGUCCAUCACAAUAAGAAAUACACGAUCUCUCCCGCAAUAUUCUACGAGUCUUACCCAUUCAGAGUUCACAGCGAAAACAUCAAUGCCUCCUUCCCCUCACCCUCAUUUAUUUCUGACAGAGUAGCUGUGUAUUUGGAUUAUCCUGCAGGCUCUCUGUCCUUCUACAACCUCUCCUAUGGCACCCUGUACCACAUCCACACCUUCAGCACCACAUUCACUGAACCUCUUCAUCCUGGGUUCACAGUUUUGUCUGGUUCCUCAGUGUCUCUCUGUUCUCUGCAGGAUGGGGAGUAAAUUAGCAGACCAUGCAGUGUCUUUUGUCAGGAUUCAGAGGACAGUAGGGAAGACACUCAUCUCUAGCGGCUUUAUGAUAACGUGCCCAGAUGGGUAAGGGCAUCGUGCAGGAAGUCAGUUCUGGCGUCACCACUUGAUCGGUAAGAGUGUCCUUGGUGGGAAUGGAUGAGCAAAAAUCACUCCUCCUGUGGUAGUGAUUCUGGUACAACAACUUAAGUGGGCUUUUUGAAAGACGCUCUCUUGAACUCCAUGAUCAUAGUAGCCAGUCCUGAGUCUAUGAGUCCCUUUAGUGAGUCCCAGAUGGUUGUAUCCGAUCACUGUUUCUAAUUGAUGAAGUUCUUCAGGCGUCCACCGGUUUGCUGAUGAACCUCAGAAAAUAUUGCAGUGUCCAAGUGUACUUCACUCUUGUCAACAUAGCCUCGUGUUUGUUUAUAUUUUAGGUUGAGGAAAUCGAUGGCCAUGUCUGACUUCCCAAAAUGGGGGUUGUUGUCAUCCUUAAACAGUAGAUCAAAGUCCUAUCCCUUCUAGUUGGACUUGGGUCCAUUAAAGUUAGGUAUUGCUAUGAAGCCAUGAAGAGUGAUUGUGUAUUUACUUAAAAGCUCCUGCAGUCUUGGCCAUGGAUUGUUGAUGGAAUAUCAUCAGCCGUAAUGAUCACCAGGAUAGAUUCACGUUGUAGAUAGAAGAGGCGACAUUUGAUCAUCACGUAUUCCAGGUUGGGCGAGCAUGAGCUAACAGGACUGGUUACGAAGCAACCCUAACCCUACUCCACCACCCUUCUAUUCAUCGGACUCCUUAAUAAUGUGUUGGUGGGUUCAGAGUAAUCCCAUUCCCAUUUGAGCAUCUUCUCUAUGUUCUCUUUCUUUGUGUUGGGUUGCUGCUUCCUUUGUUUUGACCCUCUUUGCUUGCCAUGGGCUGAUUCAGAACAUAUAUACAGUGAGUAUCUUUAGUCUGUUGUGUAUACAUGUCUGGCGGUCAUAGGGAGAGUUAACCCGGGAUGGUCCGUUUGUGUAUCCGUAGUUUACAAAUCUGUUUAAGUGGGAGCACACCUUUGUAUAGCAGUAUAUUCAAAUGUAAACAUAUUGUCUUCCACAAGAAGAAACUGAUGAAUGUGAUUCCGUUUCAUAUUAUGUCGUUAUAAGAGAUCAAUGUUGGAAAAAAAUGCUUCUCUGUUUUUACGCAGAAAUGCAGCAAACAUGUAGAAAAAACUAAACAAAUA
Eleginops maclovinus (Patagonian blennie) is the source of this 5424-nucleotide messenger RNA. RefSeq names its product NLR family CARD domain-containing protein 3-like. The record is from RefSeq and is a predicted model, not a curated record. Gene Ontology annotation, molecular function: protein binding. Bases 297 to 4208 code for a protein of 1303 amino acids. NCBI's taxonomy places the organism in Eukaryota, Metazoa, Chordata, Actinopteri, Perciformes, Eleginopidae. Gene Ontology annotation, biological process: intracellular signal transduction. The transcript has 15 exons.